This is a messenger RNA of Prunus dulcis (almond), 1617 nucleotides long. RefSeq names its product glycerol-3-phosphate dehydrogenase [NAD(+)]. Gene Ontology annotation, molecular function: NAD binding; glycerol-3-phosphate dehydrogenase [NAD(P)+] activity; protein homodimerization activity. Gene Ontology annotation, biological process: glycerol-3-phosphate catabolic process; carbohydrate metabolic process. NCBI's taxonomy places the organism in Eukaryota, Viridiplantae, Streptophyta, Magnoliopsida, Rosales, Rosaceae. The record is from RefSeq and is a predicted model, not a curated record. The coding region runs from base 37 to 1326 and encodes 429 amino acids. Gene Ontology annotation, cellular component: cytosol; glycerol-3-phosphate dehydrogenase (FAD) complex. The transcript has 11 exons.
UUUAACUGGAAACACAUCGUUUGUGACGAAACGUGUAUGGCAUCUCCGCCCCGACGAGUGUCUUCUCUCUUAUAUUCUCUCCUGCCCUCCUCUCUCGCUCCUAAUCCUCUCUUCCACGCAUUACCCAUUUACCCUUUGCUUCUUUCUUCCGUAUUCUCUCCAUCUCCCUCUCCCUCUCGUUCUCUCUCUUCAUCCAUGGCUCCAGAAAUUCAACAAGACGGAGAAACUCUGCCCCAAAAUAACAACACUUACACUAGAGACCAUGAAGCUCUUCACAAAACCAAAGUCACCGUUGUGGGUAGUGGCAACUGGGGCAGUGUGGCUGCCAAACUCAUUGCCUCUAACACCCUCAGGCUCUCUUCUUUCCAUGAUGAAGUGAGAAUGUGGGUAUUUGAGGAAACGUUACCGAGUGGUGAGAAGCUCACAGAUGCCAUCAACAGAAACAAUGAAAAUGUGAAAUAUCUGCCCGGCAUAAAGCUAGGGAAAAAUGUUGUUGCAGACCCAGACCUUGACAAUGCAGUGAAUGGUGCAAACAUGUUGGUGUUUGUUACUCCACAUCAAUUUAUGGAGGGUAUAUGCAAGAGACUUGUUGGGAAGAUAAAAGGGGAUGUGGAAGCUAUUUCCCUCAUCAAAGGAAUGGAGGUCAAGAUGGAGGGCCCGUGCAUGAUCUCUACACUCAUCUCGGAGCAAUUGGGCAUUAAUUGUUGUGUUCUAAUGGGAGCAAACAUAGCUAAUGAGAUUGCUUUGGAGAAAUUUAGUGAAGCCACAGUUGGAUACAGAGAAAACAGAGCGAUUGCAGAGAAAUGGGUUCAUUUGUUUAGUACUCCCUACUUCAUAGUCACACCUGUCCAAGACGUGGAAGGAGUAGAACUGUGUGGGACCCUGAAAAAUGUUGUGGCCAUAGCAGCAGGUUUUGUGGAUGGAUUGGAGAUGGGAAAUAACACAAAGGCUGCAAUUAUGAGAAUUGGUCUAAGAGAGAUGAAGGCAUUUUCCAAGAUGUUGUUUUCAUCUGUCAAGGACAGCACCUUCUUUGAAAGUUGUGGUGUUGCUGAUCUCAUCACAACAUGCUUGGGUGGAAGAAACAGGAAAGUUGCUGAAGCUUUUGCAAGGAGUGGAGGGAAACGAUCGUUUGAUGAGCUCGAAGCAGAAAUGCUGCAGGGUCAAAAAUUACAGGGUGUGUCAACAGCAAAAGAGGUUUAUGAAGUUCUAAGCCACCGUGGGUGGCUAGAGUUUUUCCCACUGUUUGCAACAGUUCAUGAGAUCUGCAUUGGCUCCCUUCCUCCGUCAGCCAUAGUUGAGCACUCUGAGCGCAAACCUGAACUCUAGCUGGCUCUCUCUGAUAAAUGGCAGUUUAUUCAAUUAAGCUCGUUUGCACGAAAGCGAGGACUAGGUGAAACUUGGAAUGUUGGUUCACACAGAAGUCAGCACUUUGCAAAAAUAGAUGGUUGCAGGAACAAAAUACAUAACCUGCUCAGAAGCUAUUUUCACUGACAGCAAUGAAAUUAGAAUGUGUAAUCAAAUUGUACUCAUGUUUCACACAGAAUGUGUAAUCAACACCGAGUUGUAAACUGCUUUAGGGAAUAUACGAGUAAUACAAUAAAGAACUAGAAUGAACCA